AUGCUUACUCAAAGGAAUUCAUCUGUGACAGAUUAUGCCAGGAAGUUUGACAGGCUGGCUAAGUUCGCGGCAGACAUGGUACCCACUAAGAUGCUAAGAAUUCAAAGAUUCGUGAAGGGACUGAAAUUUAUGAUAGCCCAUGAUGUGAAGCUGAUUCGGGGAAUAACCACUUAUGCAGACACUUUAGAGGUAGCCUUAGAAGCUGAGCAGGCUGAAGAAAGGAUCUGGAAGGAAGGUGUGGCCAGAAGGGACGCCAAAAGGAAUAACAAUGACCAGAACGACCACAAACGAAAACAUGACGGUGGUCAAAAUCAAAAGGCCGAUAAAAAGAAUAAGACUGCAUCAGAAAGUAAUGGGAAUAAGAAGCCAUACGUGGAAUAUCCCCAAUGCCCUAUUUGCAAGAGGAAGCAUUCAAGAGAAUGCAGAUAUAAGACUAAAGUAUUCUCAAAGAUAGAUUUGAGGUCGGGGUAUCAUCAGCAAAGAGUACGAAAAGAAGAUAUCCCAAAGACGGCUUUUCGGACAAGAUAUGGUCACUACGAGUUUCUUGUAAUGUCUUUUGGCUUAACAAAUGCACCAGAAGCAUUCAUGGAUCUUAUGAACCAUGUAUUUAAGGACUACCUGAAUAAGUUCAUUGUGGUGUUUAUAGACUACAUAUUGAUCUACUCAAAAAUGAAAGUCGAGCAUGAAGAGCACUUGCGAUUGACGUUGGGAUGA
Humulus lupulus (European hop) is the source of this 714-nucleotide messenger RNA. RefSeq lists its product as uncharacterized. The record is from RefSeq and is a predicted model, not a curated record. Lineage: Eukaryota; Viridiplantae; Streptophyta; Magnoliopsida; Rosales; Cannabaceae. Bases 1 to 714 code for a protein of 237 amino acids. The transcript has 2 exons.